Messenger RNA from Cryptomeria japonica (Japanese cedar), 2677 nucleotides. Its product is annotated as protein trichome berefringence-like 7. NCBI's taxonomy places the organism in Eukaryota, Viridiplantae, Streptophyta, Pinopsida, Cupressales, Cupressaceae. Bases 867 to 2183 code for a protein of 438 amino acids. Gene Ontology annotation, molecular function: O-acetyltransferase activity. The transcript has 5 exons. Gene Ontology annotation, cellular component: Golgi apparatus. The record is from RefSeq and is a predicted model, not a curated record.
CUCUGAAAAAAUGUCCAAGAAUCUGGUGGUGUUUAGUGUGUGGUCUUUUUGCAGGUACUGUUUUGUCCUUGGUUUGAGGAUUUCUUCUUGUUCUGGUAAAUUAUAGAAGAGUGAAAUUUUACUGGUUCAGUCUCUGGUGAAUCUGCCUGCCUCAAUUCAAUCUGUUCGCUUCUGUUUUCGGAGAUUUUUGGGUUGUUAAGGCACAGGUGUUGAUGUGGUGUACUGGAUAUUUUGAAUUUUAAUCGACGAGCAAGUUUUCAGGUCAAGAGAACGUAAACUAUUGAAACCCACUGCGUUGCAGGCUGUUUAAUCAACCCAAGAGGUGGAAUAAGUUGCAUCGUAAGACUGGGGAUCGAUCUUCUAUAUGUGGAAGGAUGUCUUUAAGAUCUCUGCUGUCUCAUUCUGUAUUCUAUAGAUGUUUUUAUUUUGAGCUGCACAGGCUUAGGGAUCAAUUGCAAAUCUUGAUUAUCACGAGGUCCGAGUUCAAAGCUUGACUACUGAGAGAUUCUGCAGCUGAGGAUAUAUAUUGUUUGCUUCUGGAAGACCAGGCAUUCCUGGUGACAAGGGGAUUAUACCUAUUUACUAGAGGAAUCAUCCAAGCCCUGCAAAUUGUAAAAUAUCAGUAGUUUUCCCUAUUGAUGCCCAGCUGGUCUGCCUUACCUUACCUUUGGUACUUUGUUUUGCUAUAACGAGAAUAAGGAAAUCUAAUCAAUUCAUAUCAGAGACUGUCUCAUUAGGAUCAGUGUUGAGGCUCCUUAUCCAGGCAGCAGGAUCAUGUAUGGAGCCAAUGGAAUGUAGAUUAUGCCAUCUCUGAAGGCCUGAAUAAACUAUCUUGUUUUGAUAGUUUGCCGCCAAUUUGGUUCAAGAUGAGGGGCCGUGGAUUGGUUCGUUCUUUAAUUUCAGUAUAUGAUGUAUUGCACAAAAGGUUGUCAAAUACUAUAGGAGUUCUCACUAACCAAUUCGGUCAAAGAACUUACAGCGUUGGAUCAGGAGGAUAUCGCAAGAUUGGGCAUCGUAGUUUGUGCUGCUUGGCAGCAAUCCUUCCGUUCAUCUUCCUAACUUUCAUUGCAAGUGAAGGAUAUUUUCAAACUCAUUUAUCGGAGGAGCUUGUUUCUUCUACACAGUUCAGUGCUGCAGUUAAUUCUAUCAUUAGUGGCUUCAAUUCAAAUUCUAGUUGUGAUGUUUUCAGUGGAAAAUGGGUUUAUGACAAGACAUACCCUUUAUACAAUGUCUCUGAGUGCCCUUUUGCGGAACAUGGCUUCCGUUGUCAGAACAAUGGCAGGAAAGAUCAAGAUUACAUGAAAUGGAGAUGGAAACCUCUUAGUUGCGAUAUACCAAGGUUUAAUCCAUCUGAUAUUCUGCAAAGAUUACAAGGAUUGCGAGUUGUAUUUGUUGGAGAUUCCAUGGCCAGAACACAAUGGGAGUCUCUUAUUUGCCUUCUUAUGCAGGGUGUAGCUGAUAAGCGAUCGGUUUAUGAAAUAAACGGCAAAAAAAUUACAAAGCUGGUUCCCUUUCUGCGUGUCCGGUUUAGUUCUUUUAACUUCACUAUUGAGUACUAUCGGUCGCCUUUUCUUGUACAAAAGGGUAGUCCACCUAAAAAUGUACCUAAAAGGGUUCACCGCACUCUUAAGCUGGACAAAAUGGAUGAUUCUAACAAAAGGUGGCUUGAUGCAGAUAUAUUGAUUUUCAAUUCUGGACAUUGGUGGACACCUACAAAAACUUACCAACUGGGGUGCUAUUUCCAGGUUGGGGACUCGUUAAAAUUGGGAAUGAAGAUUGAAGCUGCGUAUCAGAAAGCCAUCAGUACCUGGGCAUCAUGGGUGGAAAGUGCAGUCAACACAAGCAGAACCCAUGUCUUUUUUCGUAGCUUUGAACCUAGCCAUUGGAGUGGUUCCUGGGAUAAUUUAUCUUGCAAAGUAAGCCGACAGCCUAUCUCCAAUUUGAAAAGAAUCAGGGGUUACCUAUUGUCUCAGAUUUCAUGGGAUGUUAUAGCACGUAUGAAAGCUCCAGUGACUUUCCUGAAUGUUACAACAUUGUCUGCUUAUCGAACUGAUGCACAUAUUGGUAAGUGGAGUGAUAAGCCUGAUGUACCUGACUGUAGUCAUUGGUGUCUCCCUGGAGUGCCUGAUAUAUGGAAUGAGAUGCUUUUUUCCUCAUUUUUUAUGAGAGGAAGGCGAGUUUAGGAACAGAUUAUUGAUUGUACACUGAGAUAAGCAAAAGCAGCAAGGUCUAUUGCAUCAUCUAACUCUUUUGCUUAAAGCUCUGGAUAGAGUCCUGGGGACCUGAUGAUCCAUUCAUACAUCCCAUUGCCAUAGAAACUAACACAACUCAUUUGUUUUUGGUGAAAAUUGUCACACGUAUUCUAAGUCUGUAAAAUGUGGUUACAUUGUUGUGCCUAACAAUUGAAAGGACAUUUUAAUAAGCCAAGCAUGUAUUGGAAGGACAUUUUAAUAAGCCAAGCUUGUAUUGGAAGAACAUUUUAAUAAGACAAGCUUGUAUUGGAAGUACAUUUUUUAUAUCAUAUUGGAAGAUGCCUGUUUUUAACGGGUCUAUGUACCAGACAUAAAUAUUUAUGCAGAGUAAAUAAGAUUCUCUGUUGAGCUGCUGGCCUUUCGUGCUCUGUAAUUCUGUGUUUAAUAAAUUUUUACCCCUUUGGUGUCAAACACCACUUCCUGAA